This is a messenger RNA of Penicillium cosmopolitanum, 678 nucleotides long. RefSeq names its product OB fold domain-containing protein. Bases 1 to 678 code for a protein of 225 amino acids. Gene Ontology annotation, cellular component: RecQ family helicase-topoisomerase III complex; nuclear body. The record is from RefSeq and is a predicted model, not a curated record. Gene Ontology annotation, biological process: double-strand break repair via homologous recombination; resolution of meiotic recombination intermediates. The transcript has 2 exons. Lineage: Eukaryota; Fungi; Ascomycota; Eurotiomycetes; Eurotiales; Aspergillaceae.
AUGGCCAGCCCAGAGCAAAUAGCUGCUCAAAUCCUAAACACGAAGUCACUAGCUGUCUCGCAGAACUGGCUAAACACCUUCCUGACAACCUCCAACUCUGCGCAGCGGAAUCUCCCCGCCUCCGCGCUCACCAAGACAGCUCUCUUCCGCGUCCUCGCUUCCGAUUUCCGAGAAUCUCUCUCUAGGAGCCCAUCCUCCAUUCUCUCCCUCCAGGUCCUUGACAUCGAAGACAUCGGAACAAGUCUAUGGAGCCAAGUCGAGGCGAUUGAGCGUGUUGAGCGGGGAGAAGCAAUUCGCGGCAGGGAGGUUGUACGGACUAUCCCAAUGGGAGAUGACAACGAAGGCGCAGAUAAUGGGAAUGGUCGUACGAAUAAUCCAGCUACCCCAAACGCGUCGGGGAGCAGUGGCUAUGGACCGCACCGGUUGAUUCUACAAGACGCGGCCGGCACUAAGACGGUGGCUAUCGAAAUGAAAUCCAUAGAGGGUAUAUCACUGGAAAAACUUUCCAUCGGUGCAAAGAUGGUUCUUCAAAAUGCGACGGUUGCCCGAGGUAUGGUCUUGCUAAACCCAGGAUGUGUCACCUUGCUCGGUGGGAAGAUCGAUGCACUGGAUCGACCAUGGAAGGAAGAUAGAAAGAAACGCUUAUUGGAACGAAUCUCCACUCUCCAAGGUACAUGA